AAACGAGGGGAGGAAUGGAUUGUUGGCCUGACCGUGACUGGGUUGAGUUAGACUGACCGGGGUGACCAAGUCCCGCCUACAGUCAGUCUAGUGGACUGAUCUCUCCAUUUCUUUGCGGACAUUCAAACAAUAGACCCCUUACCGGACGCGCCGCACCCACCUCGGGCUCGUCUGUCUCCCUUGCGUUUCUUUCUUCAGCAGGGUUAAGGUUCCUACUCUCCUCUGUAAGUAUGAGUACAGCCGUGGCAGAGGGCUGCUUUCUCUCCGCGCUGCAGCCCAAUUCCUCCCGCACCGCUUAUGUUGUUCCAUCGGACGGCCCCUCUCCUGACCCGAUGGCUAGAGCCCGAAGGGUCCGGGAGCAGGUCCGCAUACGGCUGGCUGAGAAGAGGUCCUCCUCCUUGCCCAGACUGAACGACUCUGUGGGAUCAACAGACAACAGUGCUUCUGAGUUUAAGAGUUCAAGCCAUGUCCAUGGAUUCAGUUCCAGUUCCAUGACACACAAACCGAGCCGUGUCAUAGCUGUGCCCACAGUAAGCCAUCACUCGUCUGGUUUCUCCUCUUAUUCUGCUGUGGAAUCCAGCUCUCAUGUGAGAAAUAAAGGAAGCAACGUGAUCCAAUGCGGCCUCCAGACAUCCCAGUCCCACAGCAGUAACAGACGCUCCAAGUCGCUGUGUCAGGAGGACGAAAGGGCGUAUCCUCUAACAGUGUUGGUUCCUUCAGAGACAGCCUCCUUUUCAAUCACUGCAAACUCUCCUUGCCCCCAAAAGCGUUGCCUCAGUGGGACGCUGGCCAAAGAGGAGCCUGCAUAUCAAUACAUCUAUAAAGGCCCCUCCCAUCGCACCAUCAGCCGCAUUACCAAUCGACAGCAGCAUUGCCAACAACAGAGCUCUGCCGUUGGCCAUGAGGGUUGGGUGGGGACCGGCAGGAGGGUUCCCACUGUAGGUGAUGGCUGGGGGACACAGUGGCAGCAGCACGUAACAAGGGAUGACCAAGUCCCCGGGACAGGGCAUUACCAAGCCAGUCUGCACAGGGCCGCCUCGCUCCGAAGUGUCAGGAGUGUGGGGAAAGGAUUGGAUGUCUUGGAUGUAGAUUCGUUACAAAGCAACAAUCCACUUCAAGACAUGAUCCAGGGUCUUGACAUGGCUACAGCUGUCAGAUAUCUCUCUGAGUCAGAUCCUGCUUUGCAGGUCGUUGGAGGUGCAUACAUACAACACCACUGUUACCACAGCAGCAAUGCUAAAAACCAGGUCCGUGCUCUGCAUGGUAUUCCAGCUCUGGUUCAGCUAUUCUCUAGUGACAACCAAGAAGUCCAGCGUUACGCCACAGGUGCCAUGCAGAACCUCAUCUACGAGAACACUGACAACAAGACAGCACUUGUCAACGCAGGGGGUGUGAUGCAACUUGUUAACAUCCUAAAUCAAACUGAUGAGGAACUAAGAAAGACCGUCACAGGUGUGCUGUGGAAUCUGUCCUCCAAAGAUAAUUUAAAGGAGAAGCUGUCCAAUGAAGCUUUGACAGAGCUGACAGAGCAAGUACUGAUCCCUCUGUGCCGCAGCAUCCCACUGAGCCCACCUGAGAGAGACAUCUUCAACAACACCACUGGCUGCCUUAGAAACUUAAGCUCAGUGAACGAAAGGACGAGACAGAAGAUGAGAGAUAUGCUCGGCCUGGUGGAGUCCCUGGUGUGCUACAUCCAACAAGAGGAGAGGGCGGAUGACAAGGGUUUGGAGAAUUCAUUGUGUGUGAUGAGGAAUCUGUCCUACCAGCUAUACAUGGAGCUUCCUACUUCAGUCCGACUUCGUCUGGAAGGUCCAAAGACAGCCUCCGGCUCCAGGGGCAGCGAUGCCAUUGGCUGCUUCUCUCUGUAUAGCAAAAAGAAAAAUGAGCACAAUCAGAGUCUGUCCGUCCUGUCGGAGGUGUCUCGGCAGCCUAAUGGGUCCGAGUGGCUGUGGCACCCUAAGGUCGUUGGGCUGUACAAGCUGGUUCUGCAGAACGGCUACAGUAACUCGGUUAUCCGUGAGGCUGCCAUAGGAGCCCUUCAAAACAUCACAGCGGGAGAGUCCCGGUGGUGCUCAGUGCUGAGCUGUGUGGUGAUAGACCAGGAGAAGAUGAUGCCCAUUCUGUUGGACCUGUUGGACACGCACAGUGACAGUGAGCUGAGGCCUCUGACUGGCCUGCUGAGAAAUCUGGUCAGGAACUACUCCAACAAAGACCACAUGGCCAGGGUCAUGGUGAACAUUCUGGUUUCCAAGCUGCCCAGUGACGGCCUCCAGAAAAAGCCAUCCAGCGAGGUGGUGGUCAACAUCUGUGGAACCCUGAAUCACCUCGUCACCGUCAGCUCCUUGGCAGCCCACGAAAUCUCACACUUCGACGGCCUGCCAAAACUAGUGGGCAUCAAGACGUCCCAUGAUAAUAGUUACGGGAGUCUGAAAUCUGCCAGGGCAGCUUCCACUGUCCUCUGCAACAUGUUCCAGUACAGCAAACUGCACAAAGACUACAGACUGAAAGGAUUCAGCAGACGAGACCUCACAGAUGUCACCCUCUGAGUAACCGCCUGUUGUCUAUACAGUACAUGACCCAUUGACCUUGGGGCCAUGGUUACUGUUAAGGUGGAGAAGUAACGAAGGCUUAAGAUGAGCAGAUUAUCUAACGUUGAUGGACGAUGGAUUGGAGCUAACAAAACAAUAGAGUGAUAGUCGGUCCUCUGACAUUUAAUGUGGUCUGUGCUUCACUUAGUUUUUAUUGGUUAACUUAAAGUUAACAUCCACAGACCUGUGUAUUUGUAACUUACUAAUAUGAAUGGACUUCAUGUCACAGCUCCUUACCUGAGUUGACUCUAUGUUUAGAUAAAAGUAAGAAAUCAAAUAAACACUCAGUCCUGCUAUGAAGGGAAGCCAGAGGCAGGUGUGCAUGGUAACAUUAAAACUAAAGACCUGGAUACUCUGUAUCAGUCAGGUUGAUGUACUAACAUAAUUCAUUCACAAUCAUAGCGCAAAGAAAAUGUCAAAAGUAUUAUAAACACCCCAAAAAGUAUAGCUCAACAUGUGUCUGUAGCCUCAAACAUCUGCAACUUACAAACUAAUGAAUGGAAAUGAAAAGCUUGUUGCUGUUUUGUUUAAAGGUCCCGCAUAAUGAGAAACCCAUUUUCCUUGCCUUCAUAUUCACACUGUAUUCAUCCUUCAGCAGAGCAACCCUAAGAAUGUGAAGAAGAAAAAGCCUCUGCACUGUUUUUGUCGCCCAUCUUCUUGGAAAACGGGGCGAUUUGAAUUUGCUCCUGUGGUGAUGUCAUAACAGGAGUGAUUUGCAUAACACAGUAUUCAACUUCCUCCUAUGCUAUUGGGGAUUAGCUUGGAUGUUGCAGAGUGAAAAUGACAAAAGAUCAGAGCAACGUACAACAACUACUCUCGUUUGUUACAAAAAUGAACACAAAUGCCUUUAUUCUGUCUCAGCACUAGAGGACCAAAGAAAACGGGAUAGUUCUUUAUUUUAACAACAACGUCCCGGCUACAGUUAGUGCUAAUUUGUUUAUUUAUAAACAGCACUUCAUCUCAGACUGUUUCAACGACAGAGGCUGACUGCAUAAAGUUACACACGACAGGCAAGACCGUAGGAAUAACACUCAAAUGUUAACGUACCACUCAGAGACAUGCUACUGGAACUGUGGCUGCAACACUUCACCUGAACAUGGUGGAAUUAGCAACGUGUGAGCAACCGCAAACAUAAAGAAGUCUGCCAUCAACAGAUUGUCAGAUUUUAGAGACUGCACCUCGCACACUCGCUAGUUACAGCGGCAAGGAAAAAUGUCCUUUAACAGGCAGAACCAGACUCAUGCUGGACAGCCAUCUGCUUCGAUCGAGCUGGGGUUGGAAAGAGGGAUAGAGGAAAGUAAAAAGAGAGAGAGAGAGAGAGCGAGAGAGCGAGCAAGCGAUAGAAAAAAAUAAUGCUGAGAGUCAAUGCUCAGAUUAAGACAUGUAUCAGUUUCUCAUCACUAGUAUUGCUUUAGAUCUGACUGUUUAUUCCCUGAAACUAGGUUUUUGCUCUGAUUUAUCCGUGUGGCGUGUAUGACAGUUUUAGACUGAAUGUUUCAGCUGCAGCCCAGAUGGAAACUAACUGAGCAGUAUUUGAAAAAAGGAUUCAAAGUGACAACCUUGCAUAGUUUUAUAUCAAAAAGUGCAGAAGCUUAAAGGCUUUAAUGUUCAUCUGUUGCAGUCUCUGUUGAAGUAUGAUGUCAUGAAAGCACAGUUUUAUUUUAUUAACUUUUAUUAAUAUUUUUAACAUAUAUAUCAUACAUAAAAUCUACCAGGUCUCUAUUCCUGUCCACUCAGAUCCCUGCAUGGAUGAAGGGGUCAGAAACUAAGAAGCUGCAGAUCCUCCACAGAGGCUGAAACUGUGAUGUGUUUUGCCACUAAACCUUGCUUGUAAGAUAACAAGGACAUGUAAACAGCAAACAAUUCCAUCAUAUGGGACCUUUAAGUUUUCUGUGUUUUCAAACCAUUUUGUGUAAAAUAAAGAAAUAAAAAUAAAGAUGUUUUAGUUUCAUUAACAGGAAACAACC
Messenger RNA from Notolabrus celidotus (New Zealand spotty), 4555 nucleotides. Its product is annotated as plakophilin-3-like. Gene Ontology annotation, cellular component: nucleus; plasma membrane; cytoplasm. NCBI's taxonomy places the organism in Eukaryota, Metazoa, Chordata, Actinopteri, Labriformes, Labridae. Gene Ontology annotation, molecular function: cadherin binding. Gene Ontology annotation, biological process: cell-cell junction assembly; cell-cell adhesion. The transcript has 13 exons. The record is from RefSeq and is a predicted model, not a curated record. The coding region runs from base 231 to 2546 and encodes 771 amino acids.